Messenger RNA from Psilocybe cubensis, 1506 nucleotides. RefSeq lists its product as uncharacterized. The record is from RefSeq and is a predicted model, not a curated record. The transcript has a single exon. NCBI's taxonomy places the organism in Eukaryota, Fungi, Basidiomycota, Agaricomycetes, Agaricales, Agrocybaceae. The coding region runs from base 1 to 1506 and encodes 501 amino acids.
AUGCACUCGACGAGUGCAACGAUUCAGAAUCUCCCGAUAGAAAUAUUUUCCUUGAUUUUUGAAUAUUACCAAAGUGAAAACCUGGAAGAACCCAACGACGAACUUGCGGAAGUUAUCGUAUCACACGUCUGCUCUGCCUGGCGAUCGAUAGCGAUAGGAAAUCCCAAAUUGUGGUCGUGGUACGCAAAUCGCCACGAGAAAAAGCAUAAACAGGAACUCGAACGACUUGCUGUUUAUCUCGAACGAUCUUCCAACCAUCCUCUGUAUUUGUGGUUCGUGAUCAAGUCAUAUAGCCCUCGCCCACAUAUCCUCCGCCAAAAGGUAUUCACCGAUACCACAGAAUAUAGAGCAAUUUCUCUAUUGCAGAAAGCCACAGAACACACUCGCAGAUGGCGUUGUAUCUCAAUCGACAUUCGAGGGAGGCAUGAAUCCUAUCAAAGAUCGUGGUGUUUCUUCUCGCCUCCACAAAAUCUAUCUUUCCCAGAACUGGAGACCUUCGAGGUGUACAUGCCACGCUUAUUGCACAAUGCUUACUUAGAAGAGUUGUUUGGUGGUGAACUGGCGACUCCUAAGCUGUGGUUUGUUCGCGUAGACCCCAUUCCUUUUGUUCACUUCAAUCCACCGCGCAGUAUCACUACACUCGAGUUACAUUGGGAGUACAGAGACCCAUUGCCAUCAAUGCCCAAAUUUCUCGAAGCAUUAUGUGAUAUCAUGGCCUCUCCGACGUUGACGACCGUAUGCAUAAUUGGAGAGAUGUUCGAUAAAGAAUACACUAAGGAGUUCCUGACAAAGAGGAAACGGCUUUCCACUUUUAUCAAAAACCUUCGGUGCAGUAGCGCUAUAUUCUCAAGCGCUAUAUUUCGUCAUUUUCAGUUCCCUCGGCUGGAACUUCUAUGGUUGCGGGAGAUUGUCUUUAGGGAAAUAUUUGAGGAUGUUCAAUCAAUCGACCCGACUUUGAAGAUCUUUCCUAGUCUACGAACUCUUAUUCUGCUCAACUGCUACAGCGAUCAGGAUUCAUACAUGACUUCUCUCGCCCAAUACACGCAGAAUGUGAAGCACCUAUACAUCCUUCAAGAUCCGGAGUUAUUAGUAGGAGUUCAUCUAGUUGACCCUGACUCAGAACGAUCUGCGUUCAGCUUGAUAGUCGACGAGAAGAUCCUUUCCAGUACAACUAUAUGGCCUGAUCUCGAUAUUGUAACGUUCUCUAGACCAACACACGAUAAGAUCUCAUCCGAACAAGUUGCAUCAUGCAUCGACAUUGUCCAGAAUCGGAAAAAAGAAUUUAUGCUCCACAUCCCCAGGUAUAACGCGGAGAGUUGGGAAUCAGAAGACCUUGUACUGUGGGCGUCACUUUCGGCUACAGGAAAACUUGAAAUAAUUCCUGUCACUGACAUUUACGUGUCGAUCGGACGCUGGUUGCCUUGGCCGUCGCGGUUGCCUCCAGGGAUCAAACGUCCGUUUGAACUUCAAGAUGGAGAUUCAUUCUUCGGUCCUAUUUAUCUUUGA